Molecule: messenger RNA, 450 nt
Organism: Meriones unguiculatus (Mongolian gerbil)
Lineage: Eukaryota; Metazoa; Chordata; Mammalia; Rodentia; Muridae
Product: grainyhead-like protein 2 homolog
Exons: 4
Coding region: 1-450 (149 amino acids)
Biological process (GO): regulation of transcription by RNA polymerase II; neural tube development; brain development
Cellular component (GO): nucleus
Molecular function (GO): RNA polymerase II cis-regulatory region sequence-specific DNA binding; DNA-binding transcription activator activity, RNA polymerase II-specific
Source: RefSeq, a predicted model, not a curated record
AUGACUGUUGUCCACAAUGGAGAAGCAGCUGUACAUUCUUUAGAUACUGUCUCUGAUGUCAGAGUGCAGGGAUUAGAGGCCUGUGCCUCUCCUCCUGGCUACCACCCUGCUAAGCCCUUUUUCUCUUUCACUGUCAUAGCUGACUACAAGGAGAGCUUCAACACCAUUGGAAACAUUGAAGAGAUCGCGUACAAUGCUGUUUCCUUCACCUGGGAUGUGAAUGAAGAGGCAAAGAUUUUCAUCACAGUGAAUUGCUUGAGUACAGAUUUCUCCUCCCAGAAGGGCGUGAAAGGACUUCCUUUGAUGAUUCAGAUUGACACAUACAGUUACAAUAACCGCAGCAAUAAACCCGUCCACAGAGCGUACUGCCAGAUCAAGGUCUUCUGCGACAAGGUUCCUGCCUUGAGUUUUUCUCCCUCAGUGAUGGCCUGCACCUGUAAGAGGAAGUAA